Messenger RNA from Lachancea nothofagi CBS 11611, 1317 nucleotides. Lineage: Eukaryota; Fungi; Ascomycota; Saccharomycetes; Saccharomycetales; Saccharomycetaceae. The record is from the annotation of a GenBank genome assembly.
AUGUCAAGAGACCAAUCCCUCGGUUUAGAGGAUUGUCGCGAGACAUACGUGAACUUCCUUUGGGAGAAAAGAUUCAAACAUUUGGCCAAAGUGCCCAAAGAUAUAGAAAAUCAGAUCGAACAACGAAAAACGGCUUUCGAAAGACAUCGUGAACUUCAAGAUAGCGCAAAGCAAUUAGAACCGUCAAAGAAUAAUGUUUUGACUGAAUACAAAGGUCAGGGCUCUGAAAAAAGCGCCGCUUCUUCACUUGUAAGUCAAGUUUACGGCGAAGAUGAUUUGUUUUCCAGUUCUCUUGCAGAACGCCAGAACAGGCGGCUGGCACUACAACCUUCUUGGCAUGCGCCCUGGAAAUUAAUGCGGGUACUGAACGGACACAAUGGCUGGGUUCGUUGUGUAUGCGUAGACCCGGUUGACAACGAGUGGUUUGCCACGGGAAGUAACGAUACCACCGUGAAAGUCUGGGACUUGGCUACUGGAAGGCUCAAACUUACGCUCUCUGGGCAUGUAAUGACUGUUCGGUCCAUUGCUGUAUCCACUAGACAUCCUUUCAUGUUUACUGCUAGCGAAGAUAAACUUGUAAAGUGCUGGGACCUCGAAAAAAACACUGCCAUCAAAGACUUUCACGGCCACUAUUCAGGCGUCAACACGGUCGAUGUACACCCAACACUAGAUUUAAUUGCGAGCGCCGGUAGGGAUGCCGUCGUUCGGCUAUGGGAUAUUCGGACUAGGCAGCCUGUGAUGACUCUGGCCGGCCAUAAGGGUCCUAUCAACCAAGUUAAAUGUUUCCCAGUAGAUCCUCAAAUUGUGAGCUGCUCAACGGAUGCGACGGUGCGAAUGUGGGAUAUAAGAGCCGGCAAAGCGGCUAAGAUCCUAACGCAUCACAGCAAAAAUAUACGAUCCAUUGGUGCUCAUCCCGCCGAAUCCUCGCUGGCGACUUGCUCUACGAACGACGUCAGAUCAUGGCGGUGCCAUGACGGUCAGCUUCUAACCAAUUUUCAAUCAGAUGAUCUAGGGAUUAUCAACUGCUUGACAGUCAAUCAAGACGGCAUUCUUUUUGCCGGUACAGACGACGGCAGACUAUCAUUCUUUGACUACAAAACCGGUCACAAGUAUCAAGAUAUGCCGACUACCAAAAUUCCUGGUUCUUUAGAUAGCGAGCGGGGCAUCUUGAGUGCUUCAUUCGACCAGACCGGUUUGAGAUUAAUUACAGGUGAAAGUGACAAGAGUAUCAAGAUAUGGAGGCAGGUCGACGAGGCCUCUCCAGAAACUCAUCCUGGGCUGUCCUGGAACCCUAAUAUUAAUUCACAGAGAUUCUGA